Molecule: messenger RNA, 2143 nt
Organism: Caenorhabditis auriculariae
Lineage: Eukaryota; Metazoa; Nematoda; Chromadorea; Rhabditida; Rhabditidae
Source: the annotation of a GenBank genome assembly
AUGUCGCGUCCGCGCCAUGCCGACGACAUCCUCAACAUCAACGUCGGCGGCAAAAAAAGUACACGGUUUGUUCUUUUUUUUCUUUGAAUUGGAUGAGAAAAAAAUUCUUUAUGAACUUUGUGAGGAAAUUCCCCAAAAACCCAAAAAUUCUUUUGAUAAUCAAAAUAAAGAAACUUUCGAUUCAACUUUUUAAAACGCUGUUCAAACUUUUUAAAUAGGAGCUUGUCAGGACAUCUUGAUGAAAUUAUUGCUUUGCUGGACAAAUAUCUAUUUUUUUAUCGGAUCAUGAAUGAAAAAAAUUCCGAAAAAAAGCAAAUUCACACAAAAUUGAAAAAUUCCACAAGUUUUCUUUUGAUACUAUUUGAAAAAGAUUUUUGAGACUUUUUAUUCAAAUUUGAAAAAUAUUUCAAUGGAAAGAUCCUUGCUCGAUAUUUAUACCGUGAGAACUUGAGAUCCAACUCAAAAAGGAAGAUCAUUCCACUAGAAUUUUCAGAACAUUAGAAAAUUCUCGAAGGUGUUUGAUUCUGAUGAAUUGACUACAAACUGCAUCAAAAAUGACCAUUUCACUUUUUUCAAGGACUGAUUUCUCAGAUAAAAUCUAAUGUUCAAAAAAAUUUUUCGGUGGAAGUUAGGAGAAAUUUUUCAGGAAAUACAGAAAAAAAUCUCAUUCUUUAUUUUUUUAUUGUUUUAUUUUUGAGAUUUUAUAGGACGGUUGUUACUUUAACUUUGGAAAAUUUACGAAAAAAAUAACGAAAAAGAGAAUUUAAUUCCCUACAUAGAUAUGACUUCAUUCCGCAUCAUCUUGACUCACUUUCUACGCAAUAACUAAUGCUCUUACAGGUGCGAAGAACUGAUAUGCUGGCCGACCCGCGUUCGAAACUUGCCGAGUGGUUCAAACCCGGAACUCUGAAGCCUAUCGCUACAGAUAAGGUGUUAUCCAGAUUAUUUAUGAGAAUAAUGACGAAUUGAAUUUUUAAGCUUCUUAGAACUUAAUAACAGGUCAAUAAUGUGUUGCGAAACAAAUUUCAUAGAAAACAAAGUGAUAUUGUGCUCGACAUUUCUAACUGUUUUCUUUAAUUUCAGGAAUUUUCAGAAAGAACGAAUUUAUCGGUUCUUGAAAGACAGGGUAAAAAACCAUUCUCUAAUUGAAGAAUUUACCUCGGUCGGGCAUUUUCAAAAGAAAGCCUGAGUUUUCAAGACAAAUUGUCAGAAAUGUCCUUUUUUCAGCUACAAAAUCAUAUUAUACUUGACCAGAAAGAUCCUAUUACUCUUUUUAAUAAAAUAGUAAAAAAACUUUGCUUCAAAAUGGAGCAAGUUUGAGCAUUUUGGCGUGCCUUGUCCGUGGAGCGCAUUUGCUUGUCGGUCGUACCUGAUGUUUACCCGCAUUAUCAUAUCACUCCUUAUUUAUAUAUUUUUUUCCGAAACUUCUCUGAACUCAUCAGAAGUGAAACUUCAGGGUGGCAACUACUACUUGGACCGCGAUGCCAAGACUUUCCGCCACAUUCUUGCCUACUUGAGACUGAAGAAGGAGAAAUUCGUGCCAUCUUUGGCUUUGCCAAGCAAACCAGACGACCUUGCAAAGUAGGUCGUUCAAUGUAAAAGCCAUUAUUUGCAGAAGAAGACCAAUGAUAAAUAGGCUAUCUUUCUUAUCAGCUUUCUUCCAUUUCAUAAACAAUAACCGGAAACGAACGUCUUUGAAAACCCGCAGUAAAUGCAUUUCCGGCGUUGUUAUCUCUGUACUAAAUAUGAUUGAAUUAUCUUUUAUCACGAAAUAUGAUUCCAUACGAAAUUAGUCACGCACUAAAAAGUGUACUUUUGCAGCAAAAAGAUCAGGGAAACUCUUUACAACUUCAGGUUAGUUGGAGAGUGCGAGGCCUUGAACUUGGCGGAAUUGAAAGAAUUGGCAUUGGACCUGCUGCAAAAGUACCAAAGAACCGAAGAACAACAUUUCGUGACGUCCUAUGUCCAAGUGACCCUUCGCGACUUCGAGAGCUACCAGUUCGAAAGAGAACAGGUUUUUCAAUCAUUCCUUUUUUAGAAGUUUAUUGUCGAAAUUCAGAACCAAAUCGCCCUGAAGAAAAAGCCCAUGGUGGAUGAGGAUCUUCAGCCGAACUCUGCCUACGACGAAUGGGACAACUUGUGA